AUGGUGCUCGGGUUUUGUGAUCGCAUCACGGUUCCCCCGUCGAUCAAUGAAUCACAGCGCUUUGGGUUCGUCGUCUGUGGAAUGUUCUGCGCCCUCGCGGCCGGUGCCAUCUAUGCCUUCUCGCUUAUAUCCGGCAAGAUGACGGACGACUACAAAUUCUCACAGAAUGACAUCACUACGGUCUCCACCGUUGGUAUUGUACUUGGCUACUUCACACUGCCCUUUGGGUUCAUCUACGACUACAUUGGGCCGAAGCCUAUCUUCGUGAUUGGCAUUGUUGCCUUUUCUCUUGGUGCCACGUUGUUCGCAUUGACGUUCCAAGACACCAUUGGUCACAGUGUGGCGAGCCUCUCAGUCAUCAACGCCAUCAUGAACAUCGGCUGCUCCAUGUUUGACAUGGGCGCCAUCCUGUCUAUCCUUAGUUGGUUCCCCAUUGACCGUGGCCUUCUGGUGGCUGCGACCAAGACAAUGACAGGACUGGCUGGCUCCGUGAUCGCGACGGUGUACAACACGUACUUCUCCGGCAAACACUCGGAGUACAUGUUUUUUCUCGUCAGCAUGGUCGCGGUGAUUGGUAUCGUCAGCUUCAUUUACAUCCAGAUCCCGCCGUUCCACAUGACUGGGUACCGCCUUAAGCACUACACGGAGGAAGAGUAUGCCCUUGCGCGCCGCGUGGAGCACAUGUACCUCGUGAAGAAGGCUCCCCGCCGACGUUUCCUGGUCCUGUUCGUAAUUGUCAUUGGCCUUCUCAUCGUAAUCACGACGCAGAGCAUAGUAUUUGUAUUUGAGGAUGAUGAGGUGCCGUUCUACAAGCGGAACCCGCCAGCAAUUGUCAUGAUUGUGCUGUACUUUUCGCUAAUUAUUGCGGUUCUACCACUGCCCUGGCUGGACGGCCCAACGAGGGAGGAGGAACCCAAUAGGGAACCUGUGGAGCUCAGCGGCAACAUGAGCGACGGUGACGGGAAUGCUGUUGUGGAUGCUGCGGAUGGGUCAAAGAAUGUGAACGAGGAGGAGCAGUUAUACCACAAUGACGACAGGAACUUCCCACAGUACCGCACCAGCUUCUUCCACAACGUGCUUCACAACAUUCCGCUGUGGUGCGUGUGGAUCAACGCUGUCAUCGUGUCGGGCGGUGUGCACAUUGUGGUGCUGAACAGCCGACAGCUGUACGUGGCCGUCUCUGAGAACACUGAGGAUGAGCAGCGCCCCAGCCUGUAUGUGGCGCUCACGAGCGUUGGUAAUGCCCUCGGCCGACUCGCUGUCAGCUUCUACGAGGCGUGGAACGCUAGCCGACCACUGGAGAAGCGUACCUCAAUCACUGUCACGUACUGUAUUCCGGCACUGUUGAUGUGUUUGUCUUGCAUAUUUUUCCUCAUUCUACCGGCGAAUGCGCUGAUCGUGCCGAUGCUGCUUGGUGGGCUGGCCAAUGGUUCUUACGCCGCUGCGCUCGUGCUGACUGUCCGGACAAUUUUCAGCAUUGAUGUGGCGAAGCAUUACAACAGCAUCUUCUUCUUUGAUCUCGCCGGUGUUAUAUUCUUUAACCGCCUUCUCUUUGGUGAAAUCAUGACGAGGAAUUCUGUCAUUGGCCCGGAGGGGCAGCCGCAAUGCUUGGGCCGUGAUAAGUGCCUGCGGACGACGUUUAUUGUAAUGGCCUGCCUUUCGGCGUUCGCCUUCGUGGCGAGUCUGACAAUGCACAUUGUGUACAUGCGCUUUGUCCGCGAUAAGUGGGCUGAGAAUUCGGGGCAGAGGGAUGAGGAGCAGGUGGAGACUCAGCUGGAACUUAUAGAUUGA
Trypanosoma grayi is the source of this 1791-nucleotide messenger RNA. RefSeq lists its product as hypothetical. The coding region runs from base 1 to 1791 and encodes 596 amino acids. Gene Ontology annotation, molecular function: transmembrane transporter activity. Gene Ontology annotation, cellular component: membrane. NCBI's taxonomy places the organism in Eukaryota, Euglenozoa, Kinetoplastea, Trypanosomatida, Trypanosomatidae. The record is from RefSeq and is a predicted model, not a curated record. Gene Ontology annotation, biological process: transmembrane transport. The transcript has a single exon.